This is a messenger RNA of Panonychus citri (citrus red mite), 2138 nucleotides long. It is a transcript of the gene RtcB, whose product is annotated as RNA-splicing ligase RtcB homolog. The transcript has a single exon. NCBI's taxonomy places the organism in Eukaryota, Metazoa, Arthropoda, Arachnida, Trombidiformes, Tetranychidae. Gene Ontology annotation, biological process: tRNA splicing, via endonucleolytic cleavage and ligation. Gene Ontology annotation, cellular component: tRNA-splicing ligase complex; nucleus. The record is from RefSeq and is a predicted model, not a curated record. Gene Ontology annotation, molecular function: RNA ligase (ATP) activity. Bases 131 to 1651 code for a protein of 506 amino acids.
GCUCGAGAUUUUCAAUUAAAAGAUUUUUUCAAUUCGUUUAAUUGUUGACAAAUUUUCUGUGAAUUUUGUUUUCGGUUUUUGUUUUGUAUUUGCUUUAUUGUCUCUUUUUGUUUUCUAAUUAUUUCUAAAGAUGGGUGUUCGAAGUUAUGAGGAAGAAUGUUCUUUUCUGGAGAAAAUUGAACCACACACUUGGAAGAUUAAAAAAAAUUUCGUCCCAAACAUGAAUGUUGAAGGUAUUUUUUUCGUGAAUGAAAAUCUUGAGAAAUUAAUGUUUGAUGAGCUGCGAAAUGCUUGUCGUCCAGGUAGUAUUGGUGGUUUUCUACCUGCUGUUAAACAAAUUGGUAAUGUAGCUGCUUUACCAGGUAUUGUUAAAGGGUCAAUUGGAUUACCUGAUGUUCAUUCUGGUUAUGGUUUUGCCAUUGGUAAUAUGGCUGCUUUUGAUCUUGACGAUCCUAAAGCGAUUGUAUCUCCCGGUGGUGUUGGUUUUGAUAUAAAUUGUGGUGUACGUUUGGUUCGUACUAAUCUAAUGGAGAAAGAUGUUCAACCUUUAAAGGAAAAAAUUGCCCAAAGUAUGUUUGAUCACAUACCUGUUGGCGUUGGUUCUAAAGGUAUCAUUCCAAUGAAUGCUCGUGACUUGGAGGAAGCACUUGAAAUGGGAAUGGACUGGUCACUUCGAGAAGGUUAUGCUUGGGCUGAAGACAAGGAACAUUGUGAAGAAUAUGGUAGAAUGUUAAAUGCUGAUCCUGCUAAAGUUUCACCCAAAGCUAAGAAACGAGGUUUACCCCAACUUGGAACUCUUGGUGCUGGUAAUCACUACGCAGAGAUUCAAGUGGUCGAAGAGAUAUUUGACUCUCGAAACGCAGCUAAAAUGGGAAUUGAGACAACAGGUCAAGUUUGCGUUAUGAUUCACAGUGGAUCUCGUGGAUUUGGUCAUCAGGUUGCUACCGAUGCUCUUCUAGCUAUGGAAAAGGCAAUGAAAAGAGAUACAAUUGAAGUAAAUGAUAGGCAACUCGCCUGUGCCUACAUUAAAAGUCAAGAAGGUCAAGAUUAUCUGAAAUCAAUGGCUGCCGCUGCCAAUUUUGCUUGGGUCAAUCGAAGCUCAAUGACAUUUUUAACUCGACAAGCAUUUGCUAAAACCUUUAACUCAACACCCGAUGAUCUUGAUAUGCAAGUGAUUUAUGAUGUUUCUCAUAAUAUCGCUAAAACGGAGAGACACAUGGUAGAUGGUAAAGAGAAAACUCUUCUCGUCCAUCGUAAAGGUUCAACUCGAGCUUUUCCACCUCAUCAUCCACUUAUUCCAGUUGACUAUCAAUUAACCGGACAACCAGUUCUUAUUGGUGGUACCAUGGGAACUUGUUCAUAUGUUUUAACAGGAACGGAAAAAGGAAUGUCCAAAACUUUUGGGACAACAUGUCACGGAGCGGGUCGAGCUUUAUCCAGAGCAAAAUCGAGGCGAGAACUGUCCUAUCAAGAUGUACUUGAUAAACUUGCCUCACAAGGAAUAUCAAUUCGUGUUGCAUCACCUAAACUCGUGAUGGAGGAAGCACCAGAAUCUUAUAAAAAUGUAACCGAUGUCGUGGAUACUUGUCAUGCCGUUGGAAUUAGUGCCAAAUGUUUCAAAUUAAGGCCAAUCGCUGUGAUUAAAGGAUAACCCGAUAAAAUGCCGAAUCAUUUGAACCUCAGAGAGUGACAUUAAAGUGAUGAAAAAGAAAACAAUUAAUUAUAAAUUGAAUUUGUUUUUCUUUUCUGUCUAUAAGACAAACUUGUAAAUUUCUAUAACGAAAUUAUUGUUCCAUAAAUUUUGACCACUCACAAAGACGAAAACGCUGUUGACAAAUUUUCGUUCAAAUCGAUCUCCUAUCAUUUGCUGCUAAUCAACAAUCAACUAAUUAUCAAUUAAGCGUUUCUUAAAUAACUUCUCUCUCUCUCUCCCUUUCCCCGCGACGGAUCUACGGCAAAACCAGUUUUCUACUAUUUGUAUUAAUCUAAAUUAACUGAUUGUUGUGAAUAAUUAAUUUAACCAAUUCGAUGCCUCCUAUUGUGAUCUACAUCAAUGGAAAGAGUAAACAACAUGAAGAUCUUUAACCUUUUGAUGGCAAAAGAAUCAACAAUGAUUAAUAAAGGAGGAAAAAACUAAA